Messenger RNA from Aspergillus ibericus CBS 121593, 1924 nucleotides. RefSeq lists its product as uncharacterized. The record is from RefSeq and is a predicted model, not a curated record. Bases 1 to 1629 code for a protein of 542 amino acids. The transcript has 4 exons. NCBI's taxonomy places the organism in Eukaryota, Fungi, Ascomycota, Eurotiomycetes, Eurotiales, Aspergillaceae.
AUGAUCAAGACCAAGUUGCUGGUGUAUGCGGCCUUGGGGUAUUCCAUAUGCCUUUGGCUUCUUUGUACGGGGGGGUAUGUCUAUCUGGUUGUGAGGACGUGUGUAGAGCUGGUAAGAUGUCUCGGAAGGAUCCUAGCUCUUGAUGCUUUCGAGAGUGUUUUCGAGGCUUUCCUUGUGAUCUGCGAUAGCGUGUCACCCAUUUGGUUUCUGAAAAUCUAUGUGUCGAUUGAAGUGCGGGUUCAUGAUGCCUUCAAAGGCCGCGAACAUCCUCCCUAUUUGGAGAGGCGAAUCGCUUCAAAGUUGUUCUUCAGGCCUCCAAUCAUCAUCUUCUCAUGUACUCUGCAGGCAUUAUCGGAAACUGACGGCGAGGAUAAAAGGCUCGAGGAGCAUACUGCGGCCGAUCAUGAUUCCAGCCUGUCCAGUAACGGAGACAGAACGUUUGAAGUGACCGGAAGUGAGACACCUGACGACGAACUCAGGUCAGAGGCAAACUAUAGCGAUGGCCAUAGUUGUGCGGCAGACACCGAUUUCUCCGGACCUGGAGAACAGGCCGAGGGUGAAGAUUCAGAAAGCGACCACAGAGGCGAAGAGCUUAUUGAUACCGACAUUGAAAGCCAGGCAGAUACCGAAGAUGGCGGCGUUCCGCUCCCUGUGAGACUUCUAGCUUUUGCAGAAAGCAAGGACUAUCUUGAGCACCAUGAUUGCAAUGAGUAUCCCACAGAAACCGAUGAAAUCGGAGAACUUGACAUGCCUCCAACGCCGUGUAGUCUGGGAGAAAGCAGUGGCCCCGUCAGGACCAAUAUGCCAGAACAGGCCCCAAUAGGGAAUAAAGAAGGGCCGGUUCCAGGCAACCCCAGCAGUGAAUUUGAUCUGCCUGGAACAGGGAAGCCCCCAACACCAAGUACUCCGGGGUCACAAGAGACGACUUCCAAAGAUCUGGAUACGGAUAAAAACAGCAUGGAUUUUGAAGCAAAUAAGAAAGCCUGGAUGGAAUCGGUGGCGGCGACUUCCUUGAAGCUAGAGCGUCUCGCGGGGAGCUGGUGGGAUGAGACCCUGGCGGUGAUGGCAGCUGGCUCGGAAGAGACUGAAGCGUUCACAAAGGCCGCGAGGGCGGCUUCCCAAGAGAUGGAGGCUCUCUUGAGAGACACGGCCAAGGCCACCAAUGAUCUCGAACAAGCCAAACAAGCCUGGAUCGCUUCAACCUCCAAGGCCUCGACGCUAGAGCAUCUCAAUGACAGUUUGUGGGACGAGACUCUGGCAGUGAUUAGAGCGGCCUCCGAAGAAGCUAAAGCGGCGCUCGAAAAGGUGGCAAGCACAGGCGACAAAGCCGUCGAGCCUCAUCGGUCCAAGGACCAGCCGAACAAGAGCCGGCCGAUGUCAAAGAAGCCACGCCAGGAGCCCGAGGAACGUAAUCCAGAUUGCAUUGAUCCCGAGAAGGAUUUUUAUGACGUCUGUUGGGACAUCCUUCAGGAGACCAACCUCGUGGGUGUGUACAUGAAGGACAAGAUGCUGCGGGAACAAUCACGAAAGAAGCAUCCCAAGAGAUGUCAGAGGAAGGAGAAGGACGAGAAGAGGGAGAGAGGGCCCGAAUACAAUGUCUGCUGCGAUUGUCAGAGAGCCAUCAAAUGAGGCUUUAAAGCGGUGAUGCCAUUCCCAGAUUAUGCUCCACUUGGAUUUGACGACUCAUGAUUAUGACUGACGGCUGGCUUCCUUUGUUGGACUUGAACAUAUUAUGAUAUUAAUGUGGUAUCUGGUUCCUUUAUGACUGCAGGAAGAGCCGACAUGGCGAGGAGGAUGAGAUGAAGUCGGAGCCAUCGAGAGACGGCAUGACAUAAUCCGCGGCCGCCAUCCAGCUUCAUCUUUCUCUCGCCGGCUUCACCUGGUUUCUUUUCUUCCACCAUCGCAUUUUUGCCUUGUUUCUCUU